This is a messenger RNA of Acaulospora colombiana, 2952 nucleotides long. NCBI's taxonomy places the organism in Eukaryota, Fungi, Glomeromycota, Glomeromycetes, Diversisporales, Acaulosporaceae. The record is from the annotation of a GenBank genome assembly.
AUGUCCGCCGAAAAAACACCAGCCAUCACAUCAACCACCACCCCUACAUCAAAACCAGCAGAUAAUGUGAGCGGUAGUGAAUAUCAAAGUUCUUAUGCAUGGAGGUUGCCAAUGGUUCAGGUGAAUCGACCGAAGGAACGUACAGUCACCGAAUAUCAGCGAGAAUUCACAUGGAGGGAACCACCCACCGUAUCAACACCUUCACCGACUCCCGCUAUCGUUAAUUCAAAUGCUCCCGAGGUGUCAUCAAUAUCAAGAAAUGCUUCACAAUCCCCAGUAGUAGUUGACAGGCUGGCCGAUACUACGAAGACCGAUAUUCCACCGGCGAUAAAGACCCCCGACUUGAAACAUCUAGACCUACCUCCGACGCCAACUCCGCCACCCCUCGUUGACGUUGUUUCAGCGAAACAUAAUGGAGGCUUCGUGGGAGAACCUGAGGAUUCAUCGAACGUGGAAAAAUUCUCCACGAAUCAUGUCUCGAAAUGGAAAGAUGGCCUAAGAAAGGAGAGCGUUCAAGAGCCCUCAUCACUGGCCUCAAGUUUAGAUCCUCGAGCAAAAAAGCUUGUUGCACUGGAGGCCAGUCGCCUGUCAAAAAAAUCCCGUUCCUAUUCCAUGUACUCUCUGGCCGAUCAGUUGAAGACGAUGGAAAUCGCACGUGAUCUAUCGAAUCCCAUGGAGUCCGAGUAUAAACAACAGUUCAUCGAUUGGCAAGAGUACGGUCGUGUGGAGAAGGAGGCGCAUCCAGAGAAGGGCGAUUCCUCGAAGCGCAGAGGUUCGUGGUCGGCUCCACUACCGGCUCCUCUCAAGUGGUUAGAAGGCUUGGAUCUCGAUGAUCCGUUAUCACGUGAAUCGAGAAAGCUUAAACCAACAGUUACCGACGCAAACUCAAUAAGGGCCCAUCCUAAGCGACCCACUACCUCCGCUGAUUUUCGUGACUAUGGCAAUUUGGACUCGGAUUAUUCCUCUCCGCCCUCCACCACAAAAUCCAACAAACAAAUCGAUCAAGACAUUUAUACCGUUGCCACCCCUCGUACUCUGCAUAGGGCGAAGAGUAGUAUAGACCUGACAAGGUCGAAAAGUUUGGGUGGAAGUCCUCUGCGCAAUUCGAUUGUGUUGAACAGCCGCGAUGACCGCGACUUAGUUGACGACCCAUCAUAUCCGGUGGACGCACGUCGACGCGAUCCGGACAGAGAUUCGCGUAAUCGUUCCACAUACAUCGACGAACGCAGACGUGGUUACGAACAUCUGUACAAUGAUAAUCGAAGGGAUAAUGCUUUUGAUGAAAAGAGGAGGGAUAAUUUAUAUGAUGAGAGGAGAAAAGGCAACGGCUAUGAUGAAAGGAGAAGAGAUGAUGUCUACGAUGAGAGGAGAAGGGAUGAUGUCUACGAUGAGAGGAGAAGGGAUGAUGUCUACGAUGAGAGGAGAAGGGAUGAUGUCUACGAUGGAAGGAGAAGGGAUGACGUCUAUGACGAGAAGAGAAGAGAUAACGUGUAUGAUGAGAAGAGGAGAGACAAUGUAUAUGAUGAGAAGAGGAGAGACAAUGUAUAUGAUGAGAAGAGGAGAGAUUAUGCUUAUGACGAUAAGAGGCAUAGAGAUUACGAUAUUUAUAACGAAAUUCGUCAACGAGACAAUGGAUUUGACGCACGUAACAGCGUGCAAAAGCAGAGCAGCAAUAGUAGACGUGAUCAUGAGGACUAUGAGUCGAGAUACAACGGUCGAUCGUUCAAAACUUCCGAUCAAGAACAAUAUGGACACUAUGUUGAUCUACCAUCCGGCGGUGGUCACACUCGGAAUCCGUCAUACGCUUCGUCUUCAAAAAGCUCUAUUCAUGAUGACGGUCAACCUCCAACCGCUCAUCCGUCCUAUUUGGAACACUUACGACAUCGAUCGAGCUUUAGCGAUAUUAGUUCGGUAUCGACGCCAAGUAGUCCGGCCACCCCGAAUAGUCUAUAUGAUGGUAUUGAACAAAGAUGGCGAACAAGCAACGGACUAGAUCCUAGAAUCUAUAAAGAGCAAAUGUAUGCGUCGUCGGUAACAUCGAAGGCGUCAUCCGGUUCACCCAAAUCAUCGUGGCAUUUGGAUGAUGUGAAAGAUCGACACUACCAGCCGAGCGUCUUGAGCCCCUCACGCAACAAACUCUAUAUGGAGGACGAUGAGGAGGACGAGUACGCUUCCCAAUUUGACCUCCACGGAAAGCGUCAUUCGCAACCAUACAUGUCUUCAAGAGAUCGAGCGUUAAAAUCAUCCUCGUCAACCCCUCGGUCCCAUAACUCGACGUACUCUUCUCCAUCCUACACACGAGAUCCAAGUCCUUCUCGGGAAUCUCAUCACAGGAAACAUCAGCAGCGCAUGUUUUCACCUACACUCUCGCCUUCAUACUCUUCACGACCCGAGUCGCGUGCAAGUGUUAGCAGUCAUGCCACUUCGAUUGAAGAGGAAUCAGCUUUAUUAACUGAUAUCCUUCGGGAUGCCGAAGGUUUAACGAUCAAGAAUUUAAACUCGCAGCUGGCAAUGAUUAAAAAUCGCGACUUCGGUUUAGUUGCCCCGGGGGUUGAAAAGAAAACCCAGAGCACACCCUCAACUAGGCGAACAUCGGUAGCGAGCGGGUCAAAAUCAUCAGCGACAAGGGCGUCCUCCACCAAAAGUACAUCCUCAAAAACAUCCUCGCGAACCAUGACAAAGGCAACGACACCGACGGCAGCCCGGACACCGGCAAAAGGUAUAAAGAGCAACUCGGUACCCGGUACGCCGGGUGCGGGUUCGAAAUCGAAAGCACCGAACUCGAAGGGAACGCCGAGCUCAAAAACUCGACCAACAAAUUCAACAAGCACCACAUCAUCUUAUCGUGAGGCUUAUCGGGAUUACACGCUGGAUCGCCGACCAACCGACUUCACGGCAGCCCGAGAAGCCUUGAAUCGAGCGAAGUUAAAGGUGGAUGAAAUGUUGGAAAUG